AUGAAGUACUCAUUCCUGGACCGAACCAACCGGAAGGCAAUCCUUACCAUAAUAGCCAACUACAUUAACCUGUCACAGUAUGAACUCGCUCGGUCACUACUACACCAUUUGGUGGUUAAAAGUCUGUUCACGGGUGAUGACUUAAGCAGGGGGAGCAGAAGAAGGAGGAGGAAAAGGAGGAGGAAAGGGCAGCGGACGCAAACGGACAUCUCGAGAGAGGAGAAGGUAUACUACUUAAAAAAGGCUCUCAAGUUCAUGCGGAGGUUUUUAUCUUAUGGCUGCUGUCCUCUGCAGGUUUUCUCAAACGAGCAAUCCAGUGCUCACUUUCUACUCAAAGUGGCACGUGACUACAACCGGUUUGUUGACCUUAUACUUGGGAACCUACUCAGCUGUGGGGUGAGAAAAGCACACCUCGUAGAUCAACCAUCGAGAAGCGUCCCGAGACAGCCGCGUCAGCUACGUUCCCUAUUGAGGAAGAAGUACGUGCCUAAGCAGCUGCAGAGCAAAAUUACCUUCGACGCUCUUCUAGCAACCAUAGUGGUGCACAGGGAGUACUACCUCUGCGCAUUCGAAGACUCCUCGUUUUUUUCCUUUUCACUCGAUACGGUGCAGUGUCUAAGGCGGGUCUAUUAUUUGCAACUGAAGGCGGGGGCGCUGCUCUUGGGGAGGGGGAAUCGCGGACGGAAGCGGGACUGCACUCGAGGAGAGAAGCGGGACUGCCAUCACGGACAGUGGCGCCUCCUGAACUUAUUCAACCGCAUUGUACCGUUCAGCGUUCCAACCAGGGGACCUUCCCACGAAAAGAACACCCCCCCCAUGGGUAACUCUCCCAACAAAAGGGCGAAACAGUCAUAUCGUCCAAAAAUGAGAGAAACGGAUCAGCUACAGAAGAUAGACGAGCUCGUUCUUCACAGCUGCAGAGUGGUGUAUGGUGAGAAGGUCGACCAGGUCAAAGCAAGUUUCCAUGCAGUCUCGUCUAACCGUGAAAGUAACGAAGCAGGAAAGAAAAACAAAGAGGGAGGAACACUAUCCAUGCACAUAAUAUAUAUCCCCCCGCUUCAUAUCAUUAAUAAGGCUCCCAUAUAUAAUUACCUAAACACCUUUGAAGAAGAGAUACAUUAUUUUUGCCAACACAACGUCGUGACUUCACUUUAUCGGGAGUUGUUCUGCUUGAUGUUUUUCUUCCCUGCUUUGGCUGUCCAGCUACUUAAGACCCUCUGUCUAAACCACUCCUUUUUUGAUUUCCUGCUGAGUCUUCUUUUUCUUUCCGAUCGGAAUCAGUCCUCAGUUAGCCAAUAUUUGCAGGACGGAUCAGAUGGCACUCCGGCAUUGGGGGCAGCUCGCGAAGGGGGCGUUUCCAUGCACAUGAGGGGGAGCGCCACGGAAGGGAAGAACCCCGUCAAGGAGGACGCACCACCCGAGACAGGGAUGAAGACGGAGACGGAGACGGAAACAGAGACAGCGGCGGAAACGGAGACCGAAACGGAGGCAGAAACCGAAACGAAUGCGGGUGCAGAUGCAGAUGCAGAUGCGGAGGGGCUACCCACCCCACUGUACUACGGUGUGGUGGGCAUCUACAUAGAUGCCCUGGUGGAAAAGUUAAAAAGAAAGGACUUGGUGAAUUACCACAAUUUUUUGUACCUGCUCAAGUUUAACCACAUUUUUGUGAACAACGUUUUUUUCUUUUCCUUGUGCUUUGCAAAUGUGGGGCGUCUCACAGGGGUCAACGGGGGGGAUACACACCUGAGAAGAAACCCCCACAAGAAUCUCCACCUCGCUCAAAAGGCACUCCACAAAGUGUACGAUUGGCUGGUCCUCCUCGUCUUCCACUACAACGGUGACGAAGACGCAGUUCACCAUUUUGGCCACUGUCCGGAGUACCCACUAGGUGGAGAGAAGCGGGAGAAGGGGAAGAAGCGAGAGAAGGGUGAGAAGCGGGAGAAGGGGAAGAAGCGGGAGAAGGCGAAUAAAAACGGAGAAGAUGUCACCUUUUACAAAGUCCUCCUCAGGGGAGUCGUCCUCCACCUACCCGUUAAUUACUCACACAUACGAGCCAUCUUUUUUUUUUACGUAAAUAAAAUGAGAGAAAAGAAGAGGGACGAAAGGACCAUCCCAAAUGCUAAUCACAAAAAGAGCGUCAUUUAUGAUAUACUCAUGUCUACUAACACUUUUCGCUGUUCCGAUGAAGGCCUAGUUGUGAAUGUGCUUCUUCACCUGUUCAACUAUGCAGAUGACCUGUACUGUCGCUGGGUGCAUACAUGCAUGCUGUACUCUCACGUGCGCAGUGGGGGGAAGGAGGAUCUCCUGUUUUGCCUCAACGGAUCAAGGAUAAGGGGCGUCCACUUCCUCAGCUACCUGCUCGACCUGUGCGAAGUCCAUUUGGCUAGCCAGGAAUUCCUCUAUCUGGACAGAUUACUUCAAAAUUUUAAUGGGCUCAAAAAUCUGUGUGUGCUCUUCUGUCUAGAGAAUGCGAUGGACGUUCAUGUGAAACGAAAAUGCCUCUCAGAGAUGAAGGGCAGCAGGAGCAAUGUCUACCUUUACAACUACAUAAGAGAUAUGAAGGUGAGGGUGAGGAUCUCGUUUCAUCACUAUCAGUUGCACAAACAAAACAGGAGAGUAAACUACGGAUUGAAGGAAUGCAGAUUAACAGAGAAUGAGAUUUUUCUCGCACUGAAGCAGUCAUCCAGUCCCGCUUUACUCAAUCAGCUCAACCUGCUGCAGUAUGUUGGACACUCCUUUCUCGUGAAAAUGGCACAGAUGGCUCGGUGUAAUAUCAAGAAUGACCUAUACAGGCGGGAGACCAGAAUGAACACAAACUUUCUCCUUUUUUAUGCGUCCAUGAGGAGUGUCUUCCUCUGCCUGCAGGGGCGCAGCAACGUGGAGCAGAUCAGGACCUACUACAAACUAAUAUCCUACCGGGAAUGUCGAGUAAAAGCUCUCCUAUACAUAACUGUUAUCCUGUUCCAAUGCAUACGCAAUAGACAGGAAGGAGUGAAACCAAACCUGUUCAUGUGGACAAUGAACUUUGUGUCACGAAAAUUGAGAUCAAUCAAGCAGGGCAAAUCUUUUUUUUUAUCUAACUUGAAAUAUUUGUUAAUGCAAAUUGUAUGUGAUGUGUAUGUCCGUUUGUUUAUCUUCAUCCAAAAGUGUAGAAGCAUACAUGUGGUGUCACGAAAUGGAAAAAACGGGUUCAGACGGGUUCUAAGUGAUUCCUACAGAUUAUGCAUAAGGGGCAUGAAAGAUGCAGAAAAAGCAGCGCUGUACCAGAUGGGAGAAUAUUCAAAUGAGGAGGGUACCCAUAAGGAAGUACUACAAAUGGGAGGGAGUAAUGACCCUGAUGGGGGGGCAAACAAACUGGGAUUGGUUGAGCGACCCGUAUCUGCCACCCAGCAGGGAAAGAUAUUGAGACGACGGGUUGGACCCAUGCUGCCAUCCACAAGAGUAACCACAGAACGGAUUAUGGUGAGCCACCUAAUAGGAAAGGUAAAAAGAAUUUCGUCCCUCGGGGUGCAAACCAAAGGGACGUCUAAACAGAGUGGGGCACGGAGAAGGGGAAGAUCCAUCUUCAAUUUUGUAGUUAUGGUGGAGAGGUACCUGCGGAGGAAGGAGCGCCGUGGAAGGCAGGCGGUGGGGCGCUCCGCCACCAAGCGUGUGCUACCCCUGGGCGAUCUGCAGAGCGAGGGUGCGCUCUUCGAAAGGGAUGACCUCAAAAGGGGUGACCUCAAAAGGGGUGACCUCAACAGGGCUCGCUUCAACAGGGCUCGCUUCAACAGGGCUCGCUUCAACAGGGCUCACUUCAACAGGGCUCACUUCAACAGGGCUCACUUCAACAGGGCUCACUUCAACAGGGCUCACUUCAAACGAGCCGACUUCAAGACGGCCGACUUCAAGACCGUCGACUUCAAGACCGCCGACUUCGGGAGGCACUUCCUGGAACUCAUGUGCAGCGACCCGCAGGAGUACCUCUAUAGGAACGUUGCAGACGGGAGGAACAAUCACCUGAACAUGUUCAUAUUUUUUAUAUACAAAAAGCAGGUCUCCAAAAACUCGCUGCAAAAUUUGUUGCACUACCUCGAAUUGAACACGCUCUUUAAGAGCCUGUACAUGGGUCAGCCUAUCCGUUCAUCGCGCACGAGAGGAGGGGACACCCUUCAGGAGAGGUCACUCACCCCCUUUUUCGAAAUGAUGCUUUUUUAUUAUGAGAAGUACAGGUGGAACGAGGUGAACAGGUACCUCUUGCCGAACAGCUACGGUGUCGAUUUGUUCUCUCUUUACAGUUUUCUGGAUAUGUGCGUGUCUUGCUCGAACACGGUGGAGAGUGGGACGGCCCUGCUGCGCUUUGUGAGGGGGCGGAUACGCAGGGGCGGCGCGUUAAGCGGUAAGACGCGUCGCGAAGGGGAUGGAAAGGCACGUGGCGAAGGGAAUGGAAAGACGCGACGCGAAGGGGAUGGAAAGGCACGUGGCGAAGGGAAUGGAAAGACGCGUCGCGAAGGGGAUGGAAAGACGCGUCGCGAAGGGGAUGGAAAGACGCGUGGCGAUGCGCCUCCCCCCGCUGCGCGCCUGGCCCACUUCCUCCUCUGCUUCGUCGACCGGCUGCACGUUCUGAUAAGCAUAAAGAGCAGACCCUCCUGGGGGGAGAGAAAUAGGGAAAACCAUAAUGGACCAAACGAGCAUGUAUCGAAGAAGCAAAGAACAGGAAGAACCCCCUUGAGGAAGACACCACAGAGAGUCAAACCAGUGCUGCUAAACAAGUACCUGCUGCUAAAAUGCAACUCCCUAAAGGUGCAGUCCAAAUUAAUCGAAAAAUAUUUUGUAGACCUCUACAAAAGAAAGCACUUCCUCAAAGAUAUGUUCCUCAGAUUCAAUAACUUAAAAAGGAAAAAAAAUACAUAAAUGACGGAGAGACCAACACAGCAAAGCUUUUACCAAUUCGCAUCCAACUCCAAGGAGAGUUUCCCCAAUUCUCAAACUGUAUAUGAAAAAGGGGUAAACUACAACCUAUUUUUCAUUCUAACAAUAGAUGUAGAUAGGCUCAUAAAAUUUGCACUCUUCUUAUGUAACUCCUUUGCCAAUGCCAGGAGGAUGGUACUCGUCCAAAAUAUUGCAACUCAGUGUUGUGUAAAGAAUGUCUUUCCUAUGUCUCUUCCGUUCGAUUGGGGGACGGAUUCACCGAAGAGAAUCUUCACGCCGUCUUUUCUCCGCACAGAUACAUCUAAUAUAGAUGUGACUUCUUGGAAAUCCCCAUUAAGGCGUAACUACCUGGGAGGAAAAUCUUCUGAACAAUCUGAGGAGAAAUACCUCACGGGGGAGUUCCUCUUUCUCCUUACGGAUGUCGUUGGUGCGCUGGAGCAGGUGAAACGAAGAAUCACUCCCCCCGAGGGAAAACGAAGGAAGAAAAAAACAUGCAAGUUGAAGCUACUCCUUUGGAAGUACAUCCAGCACGUGAUCGAUACACAAGAAGGGGUACCGACAGAUGGGAAAAUGAAACCACAUCCACGAAGAGGUAACCCCGAUGAGGUACCCCUUGAGCAGCAUUCUCCUAGCUCGAAGCAAUACACUCAUGACAACCCCAGCGUGGAAGACAAAGAUGAACUAAUCAAUCUGUUCAUAUGUCUAGAAAAAUGCGACCAUUACUUCCCAUAUAUUUUUAACACCCUCUAUGGAUAUGCCUUCUCAUCGAAGUACAAUUUUUUGAAUAGGCUCAUCGUGGAGAGGUACACCAGCAUUAAGAAAAUUUUUUGGAUCUGUCACAGGGAGAGGGGGGCCUCGGCGGACAGCGUCGUGCAGGCGGUUAGCCAUGUUAGCGGCGGGGGGUUGGCAGCGGUGGGAGCGGCGUUGGCAGCGACGCUGGCAGCGACGUUGGAAGUGCUGGCCGUGACGUUAGAAGUGCUGGCCGCGACCUUAGCAGUGCUAGCCGCGACCUUAGCAGCGCCGACCUCGAGGUGGGUGUGUACUGCCUCAAGUACAACGACUUGGAACACCUGAAUGGACUGUCUGCAUCUGUACCAGUUGGCGAGGGCACCCAAGGGGGAGGCCAAUGUGGACCUCAACACGAAGAAGCUAAACCGAUUUUACGCCCCCCUUUUGGGGAAAGUGCAGAGUGCCCCCAGCGUGGAAGUAUUCAAUAAUCCAUUUAAAUCAAAAAAGAAAACAUUUAGUGCACCUCGGAACUCUCCCAAAAAGGAAGAACUCAUGACAUACCUCCUCAGGGAUUCAACCCCUCUGGAGAAUCUUCUCGAUGUCGUCGUAAAUUUAUUCAUGCAGGAUGACCACACACUGAGUAGGAUGACUUUGCAGGAGGUGAUUCUAAUCGUUAAUACCACCUAUGGUAGGUGCCAAGAAUUUCGAAAGGAAGGCCAGGCAGUCUUUCUGGAUACCCUCCGCAGCUGUGACGAGGUCGAGUGCUACACUUUUGGGAGACUGCCAAAUAGCCUGCGCGGGAAUGUCGCCAAGGUGGGUGUCUACGUGAGGGCGCUCCGGAUUGUCAGGAAGGUGCAGCGGGUCCUCAAUGGGGAGGUAAGACCCCACACUGGAGGGAUUCCCCCAAAUGGAGGGCUUCCCCCAAAUGGAGACCCCCCUAAGCCAGUCCCCCGCUUCACAACACAACGCACCCACUGGGUGAAGAUCCUCAAAGUUAUUCUGACCGAACCAAUGGGGGAGCAAGACACGCUACAAUUCAUCACGCGAAAUAAACUAUUCAAAGACGCCCCCUUCCUCCUGAACUACAAGUUGGCUGCAGUCACCAGUAUCUCCAAAAGGGAGAGCAUACUCAAAUUGGAGAGAAAAUGCAAAGAAGCUUACAUUGUACAUCUAUGGUGGAGCAACAAUCCGAGGAAGAAAAAAAAAAUUAUUUCCUUUUUGAAGAAUCUAAAGGGGGAAAAAGAACUCCAAGCAUUGCUAAGCAGUGUACUCUAUGAUCGAGACAACCAUGACAUGCAAGACUUUUUUUCCUUCCUACUUCCCCAUUUUGAGACAACCUUUUUGAAGAAGUUCUACCUGUUGUCACUCGUUUCGCACUCCUUACAGUUGCAAUCAAUCCACGAAAUCAAAUUUAGGGACCUUAUUUUUUCUCUUCUCAGGAGAGAUAAGUUAGACCUCAUCAGGUUCAUCCUGAGGAAUGACCUCUACAGACCUAGAUUGCAUACUCUCUUUCGUUACGCCUUUUUGUGCAUCCAUAUAGAUUUUUGCAAGUAUGCUUCAUCCAAGGGGGGACUUUGCAAAGAGAAACCAACGAGGAGGAAACACUGCCUAGGAGAGACUCACCAAGAGAACGCCCUUCCCUACAGCUUGUCGAAAUGUCUCUCCGUUUUGGAGCUGGCUGGGUUGGUCCGUGGAGAAGACAAUGCGCAGUUCGUGUACGCCACGUUUGUGCACGUCACCCAGGCGCUGUUCGAUCGGAUAUGCGGCAUGAUGCGCCACCAUACGUGCCACCAAACGUGUAACCGCUUUCCAGGGGAGAAUCCCCUCGGCGGCUGCGCAAAACUGAAAAAGCUGAACCAAGUGAACCCCCCCGCGUGUGCGAAGGGGAAGAAGGAGCCGCCGUCACAUGGGAAGCUCCAAAAGAAGUUCAGUCUGUUCGGUCAGUUUUUUCACAAGCACCUCAACGCGAACGUGGUUAAGACAAAGGGGAAGAAGGACAAUCACGCAUACAUCAGGCGUUAUCAUAUGGUUAAAUCGGAGGAACCACCACCUCGAAGAUGCAACCAAAAUAGUGAAGGAAAACCCCAAAUGAGCAUAAACAUCCUCAUGUAUACCUUCUAUAAAGUAUGCUUCUUCUUUUACGCAAAUUAUAGAGAACUGAGAAGGGAAAGCAACCUUCUGUGUACCCUGCUGCCCAUGCUGAUAUAUGUGGAGACGUCCCUUCGGUUCCGAGUGCAUCUGAAGUCGGUCAUGAAGCUGGAGAUAAAAAAUCUGAUUGAUUUGCUGAAGGUGAAGAAUUUUAACAUGUGUAACCAACUGAUCCAUAGAAUCUAUUCUUGCUACAUCUAUCAUGUGAACCCAUUUGGCGUGUUAGGAGAACCCACUUUGUUCUUCCCUUUGGCUAGCUCAAAACGGAGACUCAGAAAAUACAAAAUGGUGAAAAAUAUCGUGUCUCUCCUUCGAUGCAGUGAGGGAGACAUCCGCAGAGAAGUGAUACCCUUGAAGAAACUGAACAACUUUUAUGUGUAUAGGUAUUCCCACUCCACGUGUGUGUAUAGGCAGUUCGUGGAUGUAGCAGGAGUUAUGGCCCGUGAGUUGGGGGCGCAGCAGGUUAGAGUCCUAUCCCAAAGGGAUCCUGUGAAGAAGAACAGUAGGACGAAACUGAACGGAGCGAAUACGGUGGACCAGGAGGACCUGUCGCAGAAGGUGCAGCGGCUCCACUUCAGCGUCCUCGCAUUCUACGUGGCAUUCUUGUCCAAGUGCAAUAUGGACCUAUACCUUUCUCUAAAUUUAUUUUUUUCCUUCCUCUGCACGUACCACUGCUCCAGCAAUCUUUACAAGAAAUACAAAAGGUUGAUAUACUACUUUGCCAAUAUGAAUGUACAUAGGGGGGUGAAAGUCCUGGGGAGGAUGAAUACUCACGUGGGGGUGGAUGAAUGGCAAGCGUAUAAGCGGCUGAGGAGGAGUAGAAGCAGUAGAAGUAGUAGAAGUAGAAGUAGCAGCAGCAGUAGCGGCAUCAACAAGCCUGCCCCGAGACGUCACCAAGGAGUGAUACACAAAGUGGUCCUCCAAGUAAACUCUGCAGGGGGGACACACCCCUGGACGGGCUGCACCUAUUUGGGGCACAUUCGGAUGGAACUCGAAAAAAGAGAUUCACUCUCGAAGGGAGUAACAGAUCCCUCGGUUACUUACCACCUGGUAAGAAGCGAUGAUGUGGCUUUGUUCCAACAGGGACUUGUUCCCAACCGGAGUGGCAACCUUCUUCCUUCUUGCAAACUAAACAGAAUGGACGUACUCCGGGACGGCAACUUCAACUUCCGUGCACAGACCAUUUACUCUCCUUCCGCCUCAAUCUACGUCAGAAGGCACCUCCUCACCAGCGUAGCUUUCGCUUACCUAUACAGCUACCACAAUGGUGUGCAUUUUGGAGGGGACUGCCAAGAAAUUCCAUCCGUAAGAGCCCUCACACAGAAGCAGCUCCUUCUGUAUAUCAUUAGGCAUGUGAAUAACCCCUAUCUGUGGAGCGGCAAAGGGAUGCAUCCUGUGCAGGAGUGUCCAUUACGUUUGGGAGGCUGCCCAGAACGCUUAGGAGGCAGCCCCGAACGUUUAAGUGGCAGCCCGGAACGUCUAAGUGGCUGUCCACAGAUAGCAGGAGAAGGAACCAACAUGGGGACAACCAAUUGGAGGCAUAAAAAAGGGGAGAGACUCUCCUUCAGGGGGGGAACAAACCUGAUGAGGAAGGCUGACCAGUCUAGAGUAGACCACCUUAGGAACAAAGAAAAAACUUUCACAUUCUCAAGCUAUUUAAGACAGAAGAGAGUGGAUCGAAAUAUCAAGCUGUUUUCACAAAAAUUGGAAAAUUUUCAAGAGUACAUAAAAAUGAUACACAACGAUUCUUUGCAAAAAAAUGUGUUUGAUUUUUUUUCAUCCAUUCAGUUGGCUAAUCACUAUGAGCGUUUCUUCUAUGACAUGGAUGCCUCCUGUUCAUUCGCUCUCUGCUAUGCACACCCGAGCAACAACUUAGCUUUGUCUACUCAGUACUUUAGGAAGAGCUUCCAUGAGGUGUGUGCGGAGAUGGAUCUCUCCAAAAGUGAUGCUCGGGUGGAUGGCGGCACCUGUGCGGGAAAGACAAGGAGCCACCUCUUCGUCACGUCCUUGUUGUUGCCUCAUGGCUCUCGGUGCCCGCGGCUGCCAAGCUACAACCGCGCCAAGUGUGACCGAGACCGCCUGGCCGCCCUGAGGGGCUACUUUUCGCCGGACACCCUGCUCAGCGUCUGCGCCAAGAGCGACCUGGCCAAGGACUGCUUCAGGAUCAUUCGCAAGAAGGGAGCGUCCAUUGCACAGUUCAGCCGCAUCAUCAAGAGGGCGUGCAGGCACAACUACAUUUACAAAGCCUUCCAAAAUGUGUCUCGCCUCGAGGACCCUCGUUUCCAGCGAGAAAUAAAGUACCACUUACUGUACCGAAAGAUGUACGCCCUACUGUACAACUACCUGGUUUUUUCCGGAGAUUACCUCAACGCGGUCAUACUCUGCGUACAUAACUACUCCAUUGCGCAAAACACGGACACACAAAAUGGCUACCUGAACAGCGCCCUCGUGAACCUCACCCUGAUCAUUAACAGGUUUAAGGGGUAAAUGGACCUCAUCACCCUACAACAGACACUCCUGAACUCCCAGCUGGGGUACCCAGUAAAUAUAAUCAACUGCAAACGAGUGGAUAUUUCCCUUUGUGUACAUAUUUUAAUUUACAAGAGAAAGUAUAACCUUGCAGAUAACGUUAUUAAUGUAUAUCAGUGGGACUACACCUUUACAAAAAAAAACGUUUACUUCCUUGAGGAUAUUUUGCAUUAUGUUAUGAUAAAACUGAGCAACGAAGAUAUGAAUAUGUUUCUUCUGCAUGUCGUGCACUUAUUUUUGGAGUACCGUACCAAGUGGAGGCAUGUCUACGAGCAUGUGGAGCGGGUGUGCCGUGGCCGUCGCGGGGGGGCACUGCAUAGGGGCCACCAGGGGGGGGAGCAAUAUCACGAUGGCGACCCGCCUGCCGAACCGCCUGCCGAACCGCCUGCCGAACCGCAUUCUGACCAUCCUGGCGAUGGCGACCCACCUGCCGACCAGCGUGACUUCCUCCGCGACGUGCUGCUCCACAUCACCGACAACGACUGCCUGUUCUACGCGCACACCCUCCUCUUCAUACACGACAAGCAGCAGUACGCAACCAUCCUCAAAAAUAUGAAGCGACUUUUAUUUAGUAACAUCUGCAAAAAGGACAUUUACAAAACAGUUAUCGGAGCAUACAAAUUCUUCCAUCAGGAUAGACGGAUGGACUUUAAUUUCAUUCACGUCAAUAGGAGCUCCUUUAAGAAGGUUACUCGGAGUAGACUUCGGAUGAGCCUAACGCGCGUUGGUUCCACUGCCGAAGACUCCAACUUUGCGCAGCUCAUGUCGCUGGCCAGGAAGUACCCAGACAACAUAAAGGAGAACAUCACGCGGGAAAUUCUGGCAAUUCGGGGUGAAGCGGUGUAG
Molecule: messenger RNA, 11163 nt
Organism: Plasmodium cynomolgi strain B
Lineage: Eukaryota; Apicomplexa; Aconoidasida; Haemosporida; Plasmodiidae
Exons: 15
Coding region: 1-4893 (1630 amino acids)
Source: RefSeq, a predicted model, not a curated record